AAAAAAGAAAAAGAAAAGAUUUUUCUUUUUAAUUUUAGAAAUGAUAAACAAAGCUUAACCCCUGCCAGAACCCUAUUGAACUAUCGAAGAAUCUGUAAGGCGGAAUAAGUCAUGCUUCCCGUAAUUCGAUCGCGUGUUAGUUCCUGCAUUUUCAGAGCAAGAAAUCGGCGUCCAUGGUCGAGCUCAAAUCAGCCGCCGGAGCCUCUUAAGGAGCCCACCAUUCUUGCAUCUUCUACGAUCCUCGAUCAAACUGGUUUGGAUCAGAAAUCGCCUGCUCACACUCUUCCUCCAGAAGCUGUUACUCGGACACCGGUGUCUCCGCCUCCUCCUACUCCUCCCCCAGAAGCAGUUGCUGCUCAAUCUAUCCCUCCGCCUCCGCCUCCGCCUCCGCCUCCUCCGGCGGAAGGAGUUGCUCAGAAAAAAUCUUGGAGAUUUCUUAAGGCUGGUCUGUUCGCCGCUGUUACCGGUGGAGUUGCUACCGCUGGCUAUGCCACUUAUGCAUAUAGUUCGGAUGAGAUAAAUGAGAAAUUGAAGUUUUUACAAGCUUAUACCAACUACACUGCACCUGAAGAUGCGUCUGACUUUGAUAAAUACAAAGGGUUGCUACUGUCAGGUGUAAUGACAGUGCCUGCUAAAUUAGGUGAAAUUUACUUGGACCUAAGAAGGUUUGCUGAAGAUCAAAUUCAAGGGUUUUCUGAUCCACCAUCCGACAAGCUCCUACCAGAUCUUGCCCCACAGGAGGCGCACGUGUUUACGCUUGUUUUGGAUCUGAAUGAUACACUUAUACACACCGAUUGGAAUCGUGAUAGGGGUUGGAGAACAUUUAAAAGGCCUGGGGUCGAUGCAUUCCUUGAACAUUUAGCGCAAUUCUACGAAAUCGUUCUAUAUACAGACCAAAUGACUAUGUUUAUUGAUCCAGUGGUUCUGAAGUUGGAUCCACAGCACUGCAUCAGAUAUAAACUCGAUAGAGUUGCAACUAGGUAUAAGGAUGGCAAACAUUAUAGAGACCUUUCCAUACUGAACAGAGAUCCUUCAAGAGUUUUGUAUGUGAGUGCUCAUGCCUUAGAAACUACCCUUCAACCUGAAAAUGCUGUGCCGAUCAAAGAAUGGAAGGGUGAAGCUGACGACACGGAACUUUUGGAUCUAAUUCCUUUUCUUGAAUUUGUUGCUAAAAUGAGACCACCUGACAUUCGAACUACCCUGGCUUCAUACCAAGGUCACGACAUUCCUAAAGAAUUCAUUAAACGUUCCAAAGAGCAUCAGAGAAGGUCGCAGGAGCAGAGGCAGACAAAACGGCUUUUUGGGCGCUGACAGUAAAUGUAGGUUUUCAUUGUAUGCAAUUGAGUGUUACUACUAUAGAUUUUGGUUGCAUACAUUUUCUAAUGCAUUGGUUUCCACGUCAGAAGGUUGGGAGAGCAAAAGCAGAGGUGGAGUUAAAUCUAGGUAUUAGUUGGAAUGGAGUAUUUUCUGGAGUAACACCAAGCUGAGACAUUCCAGCUGAGGUCCAUUCUGUUUAUCACGUAACAAUUUAUCCAUUCAAUGGAAUUUUGUAGUCAGAUUUUUAACUCACUUUAUGAGACCACAACCCAUAAUUCCUCAGGUGACCACAUAUUCAAGCAAAAGGAAAAAACCUGUAUUUUUUCUUUAUCUGCAUUCACAAUGCAUAUUGCUAGCAGUCAGAGCCCAAUUUUAUUGAUUUACUGGUUUGUUUUUCUUUUGAAUUAUUAAGUAGGGGAAAGUAAACGAAAAAAAGUUCCCCCUAUUUUUUAUUUUUUGUUUUGGUUUGGUGACAAUGGCUUCAUUUCACUUUCAGUUACUACGUGCAUUUGGUUUGAAGUCACUUUCAGUUUUGUUGCAGUUAACAAGCAAAUUUAAUUUAGCCAAACAUAUUGAUUGAACAGACAGAGCAUCGGUGGUAACAUCCAAAAUUCCUGGGACGUAAUUGUCAAAUUCCACAGCAUAACAAUGUGGAACAAGAAAUUCCACAAUGAUACUGGACCACAAUGAACAGCCGAUACAGGUUGAAGUUAAACCAGUCAAUUCUUAAAGUGAACGGUGUUGAGGGAAUUAUGAGGUAAUUAUGAUCAUGUUAGUUACCUCUAUUCCAUAUAAAUUUGAAAAUUUAGUGACUAUUAGUUUAAAACAAAGACUAUAAUAUCUGCAUUACUAGAACUUGGGGUUGUGGGUCAAUUUUAGUUCAGGGUUGUCCAAUUGGCACGCUAAGUUGGAAUUGGAAAUGGAUGUGACGUCGUACCAUCAAUCUCAGAAGAGUGCUCUCAGCUUGAAGCCAAAUCCGGAUAUGUGUAAUAAAGGGACAGCUGCAGUUGAGCAGACAUCGCAGUAGAUGAAACGGUCUUUGGACAUCAUGUUUGGAUACUUGUCGUUUCUUCAUAUGUUAUUCUUCUUUCCUUCGAUUUUUUUUUUCUUUUUAAAUGUUCAUUUCUUAGAGAGGAAGAUCAUUGACAAAACUAAAGUCAUAUAGCGAUCGACAAAAUCUAGAUUAUCCAUUAAUGUGAUGCAUGAACUCAUGUGUUGUUAAAGUUGGAUUGAAAUAAUCUUCCCUCAUUGUCCAGUUUGAGAUUUCACUUUUUUAAUACAAUUUGAACUAGAAAUGAAAACUCAAACUGGACAAUGAUUACGGGACGGAGGGAGUAUGAAGUUAUGAACAUUGAUAAUAAGUAGUAAGUAUUAUUUUAUGUAUCUCACUAUGUGAUAUAAAAUCAUCAUGGCAUUCCGUCUACACACGGAAGAUACUAAUAUGAGAAUUCGUGUAUCCCCCGGCGGGCGUUAAAAUAAAAGCCAUAUCACUUUAUUAGUUACCUUUCUUUGUAAUAAAGCUUCCAAAAGUAUAGCAUAUGUUCAAAUGGAAUGGACAACUAACUCACCUAAAAGUAAAACACGAGACAACUAAUUCUUAUGUUUGAUAUGGUCAAAAUAUUAAGUAAAUAUGUUUAGGAUGGGUGCAGUUUAAUGCGCUGAGAUAUACUGCUGAAAAUGUUUCCAUUUUCCUUUCAAAAAUCCAAAUUCAUUGAUUUUAUACGCCAUAAUAAAUAGUACUCCUAUAUUGAAUUCUUGUGAUUUUGGUCGUUAUCAAUUUUUAUUUUUAUUUUUUUCCAUAAAGGAUGAGCUGCUGCCUGCUGUUCUGUUCCUUUUAAUUAGUUGUGUUGAAA
Molecule: messenger RNA, 3170 nt
Organism: Oldenlandia corymbosa var. corymbosa
Lineage: Eukaryota; Viridiplantae; Streptophyta; Magnoliopsida; Gentianales; Rubiaceae
Source: the annotation of a GenBank genome assembly